UGUACUACAGCUGUUGUUGGCGGUUGUUGCGUUAAAAAAACCCGCAUCAGGAACAACCGGAAGAUUCAAUUAAAACAUUCCUGAUUGUCUGCAUUCCAUCGACAGCGAUGUAAACCGAAUUUCGUGGGUUUCGCGUGCGAAGUUUGCGUCUCACGAUGAGAAUUCGUUGGUUCACGCGGACGUCCCGCAUCAUUGCGCUAUGUGCGGCGGCGAACUUUAUCAACUCCGCGGACAGGGUGAUCAUGCCCAUCGCCAUCGUGCCGAUGACGGAUGUCUUCCACUGGACGCUGCACGCCCAAGGAUGGAUCCUGUCGGCGUUCGCGUUUGGCUACUUUACGAGUCAAAUCAUCGGCUCGCUGUUUCUGCCCUGUGUGGGGGUGAAGAAUAUGCUCAUCAGUAGUGUAUUACUAUGGUCUACAGCAACAUUUUUAACUCCCCUACUUGCAUCGAGUUUGACUGCGCUGGUUGUAUGCCGGAUUGUGUUGGGAUUCGCGGAGGGUCUUGGGUUGCCUACCAUAUUUCAUCUUUUUGCGCAUAGUAUCCCCGUCGAGGGUAGAUCACGCGCGUUUGGAUACUUGAUUGCUGCAGGGAGUGUUGGACAGACUGUUGCAUCAGUUUUUUGUCCGCAUUUGCAAUGGGAGUCAUCGUUUUACUUCUUCGGAGCGCUGGGUUUCAUUUGGCUGUGUCUCUGGUUGACUAUGUAUCCGGAAAGACCGCUUGGGGACGUGGAUGAAACUAUGCCCCUGCAUGGUAAAUCUCCACCUGUAAAAAGCAGCAAACUACCAAGCAGGACGCUGAUUUACGAGCUGCUUUCAAAGCGGCCAUUGUGGGCGUUGUACGUUGCGCACUUUGCGAUGAAUUGGGGUUCUUACAUCGUCAUGCAAUGGUUGCCUACAUAUCUCAGCCGAACGCUAGGCGCAGACGCGCAUUGUCUCAGCCUGACUGCAGUUCCCUACAUUGUCAACUCAAUCUGCGGUGUCAUCAGCGGCCAUCUUGCUGAUUCUCUGUUAUUAAACAAGAGCUGGAGUGUAUUGAAUGUACGCCGACUUAUGACUUGCAUUGGUUUGGUUGGCCCAGCGUUGUUCUUGGCGAUUUUCUGCGUGGUGGAUGAACGCUUCCUCGCCAUAGUACUGGUUUCCGUUUCGAUGGGCCUCAGCGCGUCGAACUCUGCCGGACAUUUGAGUAACCACGUCGACGUGGCUCCGAAUCACUCAGGAACCACGUUUGCGAUUAGUAAUACUCUCGCUACCAUUCCGGGCAUGCUGUGCGGCCCUCUGACGGCGCAUAUGGUAACCACAGGCGGCGGAGGUUGGGUACCAGUGUUCCUACUGUCAACGGCGAUUAACCUCUUCGGCGCCAUGUUUUAUUUCGGCAAUAGUGCCGCCACCCAGGUCAUUUAAGUUCCUUAUACGUAUUGUGAAGGAAACACCCUGUAUAUAUUGUAGAAUAUUCCUAUAUAUAUAAGAUUAUCUGUAUUAGAA
Dalotia coriaria is the source of this 1481-nucleotide messenger RNA. RefSeq lists its product as uncharacterized. Lineage: Eukaryota; Metazoa; Arthropoda; Insecta; Coleoptera; Staphylinidae. Gene Ontology annotation, cellular component: membrane. Gene Ontology annotation, molecular function: transmembrane transporter activity. The record is from RefSeq and is a predicted model, not a curated record. Bases 156 to 1400 code for a protein of 414 amino acids. The transcript is spliced from 2 exons. Gene Ontology annotation, biological process: transmembrane transport; monoatomic anion transport.